AUGUGCCUAGCUAAAAAGGUUUCAAGGACAGAGAGACAAACAGAAAACUUUGGUAACUAUAAGACAGAAUCUACAAAGUCUGAGGAAAUGCUAAAUAAAGAUCAAUCAUAUCAUGAUGAGUCUGAUGAAGAUUCAGAUAAAGAUGACAAUAAUAGGGAAGAGGAUGCUGAAACAUGUGUAAUAUGCAUGGAGGAUAUCACAGAUCCACAAAAAUUAUCAUGUGGACAUGUGUUCUGUGCUGAUUGCAUUAAGGAGCAGUUCACUUACAAACAAGCAUGUCCAACAUGUGGCAAAGUGUGCGGAAUCAUAAAAGGGGAUCAGCCAUAUGGGCGGAUGGAUGUAGUUAUCAAUGAUAGGGCUUCCUGCGCAGGAUUUGAAAGUAGUGGAAGGAUAGAGAUAACUUACAAAUUUCCUGAUGGAACACAAGAAGAUAAUCAUCCAUGUCCUGGUCAAAGAUACAAAGGGAUUACAAGAACAGCAUAUCUUCCAAACAAUAGGAAAGGAAGAGAGAUUUGUGAUAUGCUCAAAGUAGCAUUUAAAAGGAAGUUAGUCUUCACCAUUGGACGGUCGAGAACUACUGGUGCAGAUGGUGUGAUAACAUGGAAUGAUAUACACCACAAGACAGACCCUAAACCACACUCUCAAUUUGGGUAUCCAGACCCAACAUAUCUGGAUAGGGUGACAGAAGAACUUGAAGUCAAAGGUGUUACUGUGAAGGAUAUACCAGCUGAUCAUGCAACAAGACCCAGGCGCAGAUGAACCAUAUUGUAUUAAAAAAUAUGUGUUUUUACUUUGUUGACUGACUGUGUUAUUUAGAAAAUUGUGAAUGCUUGUAUUGUUAGGGAAGUAUCAUUACAACAACAGAUUAUUGAGAAUGUUUUUGUUUUGUUUGUUUGCUUUACAGUAUUUUUAGCAUUUGCAAUCAUUAACUGUCUGUCAUCUGUAGUAAUUCUUUUCCUGGUAUGAUCCUGUUGAAAGUUUUUCAAACAGUUCUGCUUGGUUGCUUAUAGACUCAGUUAGAAAUAUUCAAAUGACAUCUUCUAUUGUCAGCUUUUGGAAUAAUUUCACAGAAAUUUCCUUAAGGUUUGGUCAAAUAAUCAGAUCAUCUAACAAUUCUUUGGUUACUUUUCCCUAAAAAUAUAUAGUUGUAACUAAGGAGUUAGGCCAUGUUUUGGCGAAAAAAAGUUUGAACAUCAUCAAAUCAUAGAAAGAAAGAAUUGUUUUGCAUGAAAAUUAAACAGCAUAUAAAACAUUUAUAUUAUUCUACAAAACCAUUGUCAAUUUACUCAUAUAUGUAUUGAAUUCCGGAAAGGGACUGCAUGAAGGGGCCAUGCUUCUGGGCAGUUCAGCGCCUUUAAAAACUCAAAUUUUUAAAAAGCUGUUAACAUGUUUUCCUUUUGAUGCAUUUGCAACAAUGUCCCAGUGCAUAAACUUUACAUAAUUUUUGCUAAUUGUUUAAUUUUACUUCUUAACAAAUGGCAUUCUUUUUUAAAGGGGAGGGGGACAACUCUUAGAAUAUUUGAAGUAUUCAAUUCUAUAGAACAGAACAGUAAAAAUGUACUGGGCAGAUAGGUUGUUUGUAAAGAUGUUGUCUGUUCACUAAACAUUUCUGUGGUUUUGUGAUAUACUGCUAAACCUUAACAAAACUUCUUGUUAUAAACUGCUGGACCAAUAUUGAAAUAGUUUUGUAAGCUUGUUCCUUAAAAGACCCUGUACUGAGUAUGUUAAAAGUUUCAUAAUUCAAAACUGUGGCCAUUAGUAGGCAUGCUCUUUUGUCGCUAUAUGUAUAUAAAUAGUGGGAAUUAAAAAACUGCUUGCCUGAUUAUAGAAUAAUUUUACACAAAUGACAGUUGACAAACAGCGUCUUAUUGGCAAACAGGUACCCUAAACGACAGCUAUUCAAAUGAGUCAAAUUCCUCAAAAACAGACACCAGAGGACAUGGUCAGUUUUCCCAUUAUGUAUAUAGUUAAAACUUCCAAGAAACAGCUUGACAGAUUAUUUUAUCAUGCAGCUACUAUGCAAAGUGCCUGAUAUCACUUGCCUGAUAUUUUAUUUUGUUAUCAGUCAUUGACCUGAUAUCAAAAUUAAGCUCCUCUGAUAUUGACAGACUAGUUUUUACAUCAGUUUCCUUUCAGACUGAAUUUUAUUACAGAGUCCAGUUUCAUUGUUGCACAACUUUUUUUCUAAAUAGAUUCUGUAAUCUCAACAAAUUUCCUUGAAUAUGGUUGUCUCUAAUUUUAUCACACAGACAAUAGCACUGAAUGACGUUAUUGUGAAACGUUCAUCAUGACAUCACAAUGUUUACAUGGAUCGAUUCUUGGAAAGGUUUACAAUACACUUGACAAUGUAUGAUACACUUAUUCUUGAUUUAUGCCUUAUUUAAGGCAUGCACAUUUUAUUAAGUAUUAGCAAAAGUGUUUGGGUUACUUAUUAUAAAGCAUGUUCUGGUUUAUUCAAGAUGAUUUUUGAUUUUUACGCAGGUAAGAAAUUAUUUCAUUAUAUUUUUACAAGAAUAUCAGAAAGUCAAAAACAUUGUCGGAGUUGAAUUAAAUAUGGCUGCCAUAUUGUUUCGUUCAGAAUUUUAGGGGCAGAUGAAUUUUCAAAUCCGUAAAAUAUAAAUUUAAUUUUUUGCUUCAGAAGAUAUUUUUUACGAAAUAAGAGAAGAAGACAUAUGUUUUUCUAGGCAGUUUGUACGAGUUUCAUGAUAAAUAGAAUAACAAGCUACUGUCU
Messenger RNA from Mercenaria mercenaria, 2731 nucleotides. Its product is annotated as E3 ubiquitin-protein ligase DTX3L-like. Lineage: Eukaryota; Metazoa; Mollusca; Bivalvia; Venerida; Veneridae. Bases 1 to 759 code for a protein of 252 amino acids. The transcript is spliced from 5 exons. The record is from RefSeq and is a predicted model, not a curated record. Gene Ontology annotation, biological process: protein ubiquitination; Notch signaling pathway.